CGCGCACGAGGAGCGGGGCGGCGCGCGCACGAGGAGCGGGGCGGCGCGCGCACGAGGAGCGGUCAGCGCGUCGUGUUGACGGUUCCGCUCUUCACGCUCCGGUUGGUCGGCGACUCGCAUCUGAACAAGUGGUUUGUUUUCACCAAGCUGGAGAGCGGAGCGCCAUGUUCACAGAAGUGCUAGUGGCGCUGGCGAUAGGAGGGCUGAUCUUCUUCCUGGUUCAGAAGAGCCGAACCCCGGUUCUGAAGACGGAGGAUGGCUGGUGGGGGGCCGGCGCGCCCCCUGACGGCGUGGAGGACAUCAGCAUUCGCCCCUUCAAAGUCACCACCAGCGACGAGGAGCUGGAGGACCUGAACAGGAGGAUAGACCAGACUCGCCCCACCCCCUCCCUAGAAGACAGCCAGUUUAACUAUGGCUUCAACUCCCAGUACCUGCAGGAGGUGGUGUCCUACUGGCGGAAUGACUUUGACUGGAGGAGGCAAGUGGACAAGCUCAACCGGUACUCUCAUUUCAAAACCAACAUCGAAGGCAUUGAUGUCCAUUACCUGCACGUGAAGCCCAGGAACGUGCCAGAGGGGUCCACCGCCGUUCCCCUGAUAAUGGUCCACGGCUGGCCCGGCUCCUUCUAUGAGUUCUAUGGGCUGAUCCCUCUGCUCACAGAACCGUCGGACCCUCAGGAUCUUGUGUUCGAGGUGGUGUGUCCCUCCAUACCAGGGUACGGUUUUUCAGAAGCACCACACAAGAAAGGUUUUGAUUCGGUUUGCGCGGCGCGCAUCUUCCAUAAACUGAUGAAGCGCCUGGGCUUCCACAAGUUCUAUGCCCAUGGAGGAGACUGGGGCUGGCUGGUCACCACCAACAUGGCUCAGCUGCAGCCCGGGGUAGUCAAAGGGCUGCACGUGAACUUUGCCCCCAACUCCAGACCCGGCCUGUCCAUGGUGCUCUCCGUCAUGCUGGGCCGUCGCUUCCCUAAGAUGUUCGGCUUCACUGACUUUGACGUUCGGCGUCUCUUUCCCUGCGUGGACAAACUGGUGGUGGAGGCCGUCAAAGAGACUGGCUACAUGCACAUCCAGGCCACCAAGCCUGACACCGCGGGUCGAGGGCUCAAUGACUCCCCGGUGGGCCUGGCUGCGUACAUCUUGGAGAAGUUCUCGACGUGGACGAGCCCCGACUUCAGGAACCUGGAGGACGGAGGACUCACCAGGAAGUUCUCUCUGGAUGACCUGCUGACCAAUGUGAUGAUCUACUGGACGUCUGGCUGCAUCGUCUCCUCCAUGAGGUUCUACAAGGAAAACUUUGGCCGAGGCCUCAACCAGCCUCAUUCUAGGGUUCCCGUCUACGUCCCCACUGGCUACGCCUGCUUCCCCAACGAGCUCAUGCACACCCCCAAACUCUGGGUGGAGCACAAGUACCGCAAACUGCUGACGUACUCGCCCAUGGCCCGCGGCGGCCAUUUUGCUGCCAUGGAGGAGCCGCGGCUGAUGGCCGAGGACAUCCAGAACUUCACGAAGACGGUGGAGAAGAAGAAGAAGUAGUCAGUACAGCACGAAGUAGAUGCAGAAGAUGCUCCUUCUAGUGGAACUCCUAAUCACACGUACUGGAUUAUAACACCUUAAAAAUCAUAGUGUGGGAAUUCUAAUAAACAUCUUCUUGUGAUGAGUAUAAAGUAUUCUGAUAUAUUAGACAAGACACUAAAAUACUUUGGUAUAAGCCACUGUGAAUAUUUGGGACUAUACAAAUGAUUAGUAUAGUUGAUUACAUAAUAGUUCUACUAUUGUAGAAAGUGGCCCAGAAAGCUGAAGCGUAAAUGUAUGUCAAUAGAAACCAGUCAGCUACCGAAUAAAAGCAAAGCCUGACAGUUCAGCAUUUGGAAUUCAUUUCAUGUUCAUUUCAUUUUAGGAGAAGCCGCCGUUGGCAACAUAACUGUAGAAGAACCAUGAAACGAAAAGUAGAACAGAAAUCAAAAUAAAGUGAUGAAAUAUAACGUUUAAAAUACAUUUACAAUGUGUCUUUCGGCAAAGUUGUUCAUACAUUUUGUGAAAUUAAACAAAAUCUUGAAUGAA
Molecule: messenger RNA, 2060 nt
Organism: Gasterosteus aculeatus aculeatus (three-spined stickleback)
Lineage: Eukaryota; Metazoa; Chordata; Actinopteri; Perciformes; Gasterosteidae
Gene: ephx1
Product: epoxide hydrolase 1, microsomal (xenobiotic)
Biological process (GO): epoxide metabolic process
Molecular function (GO): epoxide hydrolase activity
Source: RefSeq, a predicted model, not a curated record